UUCAAAGUGCGUGCUACCAAGGUGAUCGUGAUACCGCGCAAGACAAUGUGCGUGACAGCCACGCCGCUUAGCGCGACUAAAAUACUGAAGGAUAGUGCCAGACACCCGGCAAGGACUAGCAUCGCGACCAACGUACAGGUGCAAGGAUUAACAGGGGCCACGAAUAAUGUCGGCGACGUGGACAGGCCGCAGCAUACGUCGAUCAUGAUGGUCCGCAUGAUCGGCGAUGAAUUCCUUACAGAGGAAAGGGACCGGAAAUACUACGCCGAUCAUUACACGUGCUGUCCACCACCUCUCUUCAUCAUCCUUAUUACUCUUGUGGAGCUGGGUUUCUUCACAUACUACACAGUAGCGAUGGGGGAGGUGAAUCCUUCGGGGCCAGUGCCAAUCGACAGUGUCUUCAUCUAUAGACCAGACAAACGUCUCGAGCUCUGGAGGUUCGCGUUUUAUAUGUUCCUUCAUGCUGGGUGGCUUCACCUGCUAUUUAACCUGGGAGUACAGGUGGUCGUGGGACUUCCCUUGGAAAUGGUUCACGGAAGUCUGAGGAUCGCGGCGGUUUACAUGGCUGGAGUUCUUGCUG
Messenger RNA from Habropoda laboriosa, 580 nucleotides. RefSeq names its product rhomboid-related protein 3-like. The annotation marks the transcript as partial. NCBI's taxonomy places the organism in Eukaryota, Metazoa, Arthropoda, Insecta, Hymenoptera, Apidae. The record is from RefSeq and is a predicted model, not a curated record. Gene Ontology annotation, cellular component: membrane. The transcript is spliced from 4 exons. Gene Ontology annotation, molecular function: serine-type endopeptidase activity.